Messenger RNA from Monoraphidium neglectum, 2223 nucleotides. RefSeq lists its product as hypothetical. The record is from RefSeq and is a predicted model, not a curated record. The transcript is spliced from 11 exons. Gene Ontology annotation, molecular function: catalytic activity. NCBI's taxonomy places the organism in Eukaryota, Viridiplantae, Chlorophyta, Chlorophyceae, Sphaeropleales, Selenastraceae. Bases 1 to 2223 code for a protein of 740 amino acids.
AUGACCUUCAGCAACAGGCGCAUGCGGCAGGUUGGCGUUGGAGGGGGGCAGGCGGACCAGCAGGCACAGCAGCAGCAGCAGCAGCAGCAGCAGCAGCAGCAGCAGCAGCAGCAGCAGCAGCAGCAGCAGCAGCGGCGGCAGCAGCAGCAGCAGCAGCAGCAGCAGCAGCAGCGUCUGCUGGAACCAAACGUUUCGGCGCAACACUCUGUUCUGCAGCUGGCAGCUCAGCAGCCGGCCAAGCUGAGGCGGCUCUUGCUUCGCCAUGCGCUGCCGGCAUCCCAGCUCAACUCUACAGCGCCCGCUGGGCGGAGCGCUGCGGCCGCGCUGGGCGCGUCUGCGGCUGUGCCGCCGCCGUCCUUGUUGAUGCAGAACAUGCUAGGGGAGUACCUGCAGGUGGCACCUGGCGCCCAGAAAUCGCCCGAUGACACGCCAGCAGCCGCCUCCGGCCCGAUGGCAAGCCCGCAACCAAAGCCGGAGGAGCCGCAGCUGAUGACCUCCGGCUCCCUCCAAGGAGCAAUCGGCCUGGUGGUCGGGAGGAGCUGCGGGGGCACCGUCGUCACCUGGGGCCCCCAGAUAAUUCAGGGUGUGGUGCUGAUGGGGAUCAGCUCGGUUCUCCAGGAGUCUGACCUGGCGGUUAGCGCAGCCACAGAGCGCAAGCUGCGCCAGGCGUUCGGCCUCGCACCACGGGACGCCCAGAGCCUCCAGCCGCCCCAGCUGGCGCCACAGCCGGCCUUUGCCACUGACGUCCAGCCCGAGGCGUCCCCGGGCGGCGCGACGGGCGCUCCGACCCAAACGGAGGAUGCGCGCGGCACCAACAGCAGCAGCACUGCUGGUCAUUCAGGCUCGGCCCAGAUUAUUGGCGACGACCAGGAUGACCGCCUGGCGUUCUCCACGGUGUUUGACUUCGCUGCAAUGCUGCGCAAUGGCUCGGCCACGGCGGACGGGCUGAGGGCCCUGUUUGGCCGCCGCUUGCGAAGGCACAACCCCACGCUGCGCGCCGUGGUGACAUACACUGACGCCCUGUCGGCCGACGCAGCCCGACGCGCAGACGCCCAGCUGCAGCGAGCAGGCGGGGCGCAAUCGCCGCAGGCAGCAGGUUCCCGGCAGGCCAGCGGUGCAGGCCUCAAGGACAUCUUUGCAGUGCCCGGCUACCCCACCACCUGGGGCAGCGCCGCGUUGGCCCGAAGGGUCAUCCACCGCCCGUCGUGGGCGUUUGAGGCGCUGAGCGGCGCCGCCGGCGCGGUCCACUCUGCAAAGCUUUCGACAGGGGAGCUGGCGUGGGGAGACGAUUGGUUCGGGGGCCUGACGCGAAACCCCUGGGACCCAACAACCGGAAGUUGUGGCAGCAGCGCCGGCUCUGCUGCUUCUGUGGUCGCAGUCCGAAGCAGCCAGCUACCACCACUAUCGCCGCCGCCAUCCCUGUUGCAGCAGCAGCAGCAGCAGCAGCAGCAGCAGCAGCAGCAGCAGCAGCAGCAGCAGCAGCAGCAGCAGCCGCAGCAGCAGCAGCAGCCGCAGCAGCAGCAGCAGAAGCAGCAGAAGCAGCAGCAGCCAAUUUCAAGAUCAUAUGCCGUGCCUUUCAUGUCGGCGGAUGAGUUCAGGGCUGGCCUGGGCGUCACCCUGACAUCGCUGCAGGUCGGUUUUCUGGAACGCACGGCGCCUGAGCUGGUGGGAGUGUUGAACCGCACGGCAGGUGCUGAGUUGACCGAGGAUCUGCUGACCGUGAUCCUGGAAUCCGAGGUUGCCCUCAGCUUCGAAGGGCUCUGGAUGGCAGGCAUUGUCACCGCUUAUUUUGAGAGCAACGGGAUUUCUGCGCUGCUCAAGGGCUGCGGCGGCGGCGCGGCGGGCUUGGACGCCCUGCCCUCCCUCCUGGGGAUACCCGAGGUCGUCCUGCCUGUUGGUUUCGUGCAGUCCGAGGCAGGUGACUCGGAGACUAGUGGUGUUGCGGGCGCUGCAACACCUGCCCAGCUCGUCGGCCGCAGCAACAUGUCAGCCCCACCCGCCAGCGGCGGCGGCGAACGGUCACCGACAGCGGUGGAGAAGGGCGGCUUCCCUCCCCUCAACGGCAGCGCAGUGGCACCAACAGGGGCCGGGUCCGGGCUGCGGCCGUUGUCAAACUCGAUUUUUGGGCCACCGGGCGCGGACGCUGCUGUGGUGGCGGUAGCGGACGCUUUCCAGAGCACAACAAGCCACCACCUGCAGCGGCCGACGGUGCUGGUGGGGUAG